UUGCGGAUAAAAAUGCUGUUUAACAAGUAUAACAAGACUCCAACACGCACGAAUGAUCCUGCUCAGCCAAGGAUCUCUAUUUUCCAAGACGUUGGGCCAACCCACAUGCAGAAAAUGAAGAACAAGAUUUUUGAGAGGCUUAAGAAUAGAAGACAGCAAAUCUUUAAGAAGACAAGAGAGAGAAGACUGAAGGAUCAAACAGAAGAUGAUUUCUCUGACUUCAUAAAGCAGACAAUUCUUGACAGAACAGAAAACGAGAAAAUUAUCUGAGAAGCACUCUACGAAGAGGAGAACCAGGCUGAUACAGAAGAAAUGUAUGAUUUUUGAGCCCAAAUUCUUACUGAGUACGAACAUUUUGUGGAAAAUGAUCCUGAAAUUGACUAUAAAAUUGAAAAUAUUGACGCUGCAUCUGAAAUUUUCAGUCCUAAAAAGGAUUUCAAUAUGGGAAGUGACUUUGGAAAUGAAGAACUGAUGGAAGAUUUCCAGCAGAUUGAAGAACUACAGUUGCAGUUGGAAGACUGUCAUUCAAUGUAUACUUUCACAGACGAGAAAGGAUACUCGCAAUCGAGGUAUAACUGACCCAUCUGAGGAAGCAUUAUCCAGUGUGUUCAAGGCUAUCUUGCAUGAGAAGAGUCAAACUGCAUAGAUCUUGAUGUUGCUGAUAUUAAGGGAUUCGAACUGCCAAAAUUUUCUGAAAGAGUGGUAGAAAAGAAAAUCCAUCACCUAGACACAUCAGAUGAUUAUCACUCUGAAUUUCCAAAAAUGGUAGUUUCUAUAGAUAGAGACGAAGAGCAUGGUAUGACUUGGGUCCAAAUUGACUGAAAAGAGUGAAACAAAAAACUCUUUGUGGAUAUUGACUAA
Moneuplotes crassus is the source of this 861-nucleotide messenger RNA. The record is from the annotation of a GenBank genome assembly. Lineage: Eukaryota; Ciliophora; Spirotrichea; Euplotida; Euplotidae.